UUGUUGACUCAUCUGUCAAAAGACGUUAACUCCCUGAAGUGGUCCCGUAGAAGUGAUCGUUGUAAACGAAAUACGUGUUUUAAUUUUGUUCUUGAAAAAUGACGGAUCUUUUAUCGAUACCGUUAAAGAAGCCUUCAGAAGUAGAUGUGGUAAAACCGUUAAAGAAUUUGAUACAGUCGAGGUACAGUACGGCCGAUAAACCUCAAGAUUACAGCGAGGCUAUUAACGAAUUCGCAAAAUUACGCACAACGGGGAUAUGGAAGGCGUUUGAAAAAUACGAGAGUUCAUUAGAGGUGGUUUAUAGUUAUUAUGAUCAAUUGGUUGCCUUGGAACAAAAAAUUCCACCCCAGGAGGUCCAGAUUCCAUUCAAAUGGAAGGACGCUUUCGAUAAGGGUUCUAUUUUUGGGUCUCGAUCCAGUUUAACAAUUCCAUCAUUAAGUUUCGAAAAACUUUGUGUUUUAUUUAAUAUUUCCGCUUUGCAAAGUAAUGUAGCUGCUGCACAAAACUUGGAUAAUGACGACGGUUUAAAAUUAGCUGCAAAAUUACUUCAACAAGCCGCUGGGAAUUUCGAUCAUUUAAAAAGUACAGUUAUGUUAAAUAUCCAACAAGAACCCACUUCUGAUUUAUUACCGGAUACUUUACAAGCUUUAUCUGGAUUAAUGUUAGCUCAAGCGCAAGAAAUUUUUGUCCACAAAGCUAUACAUGAUUCAAUGAAAGAUGCUGUAACUGCAAAAUUGGCUCAACAAUGUGAUGAAUUAUACGCUGAUUGUUUAAAAGUGUUUCAAAGAGAUAAUUUAAAGGGAAUUUGGGAUAAAGAUUGGAUUCCAACGAUUGCUGGAAAACAAGCUGUUAUGCGUGGUUUAGCUACUUUUUAUCAAAGUUUAGUGUGUAAAGCAAAUAAAGCUGUUGGUCAAGAAAUUGCUUGGUUACAACAUUCUGUUGAAUCGUUUAAAGCAAGUCAAGAACGUUCCGGGAAGCAAUUCUUCCAAGACGUCUAUGUAAAAGUUCAGAGAAACUUAGCGGAAGCUCACAAAGAUAAUAAUUUCAUUUAUCACGAACGUAUCCCGGACGUGAAGUCUUUAGAUCCCAUUGGAAAAGCUGUUCUAGCUAAAAUUAUUCCUGUUAGUUACCCAAUGAGCCAACAUUUUAAAGAUUUAUUUUCCGAAUUAGUCCCGGUCGUUGUUCAUCAAGCUUUAGCCGCUUAUGAUUUACGCAAAUCGGAGAUUGUAAGCAGUGAAAUUUCGAAAUUGCGGGAAUCAACGCAGGUUUUAAAUAGCGCAUUAGCUUCGUUAAAUCUUCCUGCAGCUAUUGAGGUGACUUCCGGCGGAGGAUUACCACCAAGUUUAAUUGAAAAGGCUGAUAGUGUGAAACAGGAUGGUGGUAUUGUCGCUUUACAACAAUUAAUUAGCGAUUUACCGGAUUUGUUGAAAAGAAAUGAAGAUAUUUUAGAUGAGUCUGAUAGGAUGUUAAAUGAAGAGAAGCAAUCUGACGAUGCUUUAAGGGCGCAAUUUAAGGAUCGGUGGAAUAGAACUCCUUCAGAAAAACUGACUGAUAUGUUCCGAUCAAAUUCCGCUAAGUAUCGACAAAUUAUUAACAAUGCUAUUGAUGCUGAUAAAAUAGUAAGAGAAAAAUUUGAAACAAAUAAAGAAGGUAUUAUAAAUUUAAGUAAAUCUACGAGUGAAUUAGAAUCGAUUGUCCCCUCUGGAAAUGGAAAUUCAAUCGGAAAUAGUUCCGCUGUUAGUACUUUACGAGAAUUAAUGCAGGAAGUGGAUACAAUUAAAGCCGAAAGGGAUACAAUUGAAUAUGAACUAACAAACGCGACAUUAGAUAUGAAAGAUAAAUUUAUGUCCUCAUUAGCGAACGAUGGGGCAGUAAACGAGCCGGUUCUUUCAGUUGAGAUGUUAGGAAAAACGUUUGGACCUUUGCAAAAACAAGUUAAAGAAAGCGUUGAAAAACAAGAAUUGCUUUUAGAAAAGAUUCAAUCGGCAAACAACGAAUUUGUUCGAGAAAGGGGUUCAACAUCUGGAGACCGUGAAAGAAUCAUGUCUCAAUUAGCUGCGGGAUAUGAUGCGUUUAAAGAAAUUCAAAAUAAUUUAAAAGAAGGGACUAAAUUUUAUAAUGAUUUAACUCAAAUUUUAUUGGCCGCUCAAAAUAAGAUUUCCGAUUAUUGUUUUGCUCGGAAAACGGAAAAGGAGGAGUUAUUAAAAGAUUUAACUCAAGAAAGAAGCAGACAAGGUCCCGCUGUUACUCCGCAACAACCGAGUUACCAUGGUACACUUCCUCCACAACCAACACCUUCAACACCAUCUCCAGCUCCCUCUUCGGUGCCUCCAAAUCCAGUUCCUUCGAAUUUACCUUAUCCGGUUUAUGUUCAAGGAAUGCCUAUUCCAUAUGGGGCUUCAAGUUCAGCUCCUUAUCCAUCGUAUGCAGCUCCAGCACCUAUGCCUUCGAGUUAUAAUCCAUAUGGAACUAUGCCAUAUCCAGCUUCUUAUAAUUACGGUGGUGGUUUUCCGGGUUAUCCUCAACAACAACAGCAACAACAAGGGGGUUUCCCUCAAGGAUAUCCUCAACAACCUCCCCCUCAAGGCGGCUAUCAACAGCAACCACCAAAUUCUGGGUGGUAAAUGACAUGUUAAAAAUUAAUUAAAAAUGGAAUUAUGGAGAUUUAUUGAUAAAGUAAUUUUAUUGUUAAAUUUAGUUGUUAAUUAAUUAUAUCAGAUAAGAAAAGUGAUAGAUUUUAAAGAUUCUUUUUUAAAUUUAUUAAUACCAAUUAAUUUAGAAAACUAACUAUGUUAUAUUUGCAAAUUUUUGUAUUUCAAAUUAAGAAAGGAUAUUCUUAUAUGCCUUUUUAUGUAUAACCGUGCUGAAUAAAGUAGAUCUUAAUUUUUAACUCAAA
Onthophagus taurus is the source of this 2896-nucleotide messenger RNA. RefSeq names its product programmed cell death 6-interacting protein-like protein AliX (gene ALiX). The record is from RefSeq and is a predicted model, not a curated record. Gene Ontology annotation, cellular component: endosome. Gene Ontology annotation, biological process: mitotic cytokinesis. NCBI's taxonomy places the organism in Eukaryota, Metazoa, Arthropoda, Insecta, Coleoptera, Scarabaeidae. Gene Ontology annotation, molecular function: protein binding.